Molecule: messenger RNA, 1522 nt
Organism: Oncorhynchus mykiss (rainbow trout)
Lineage: Eukaryota; Metazoa; Chordata; Actinopteri; Salmoniformes; Salmonidae
Product: bisphosphoglycerate mutase
Biological process (GO): glycolytic process
Molecular function (GO): intramolecular phosphotransferase activity
Source: RefSeq, a predicted model, not a curated record
UCGGUUGGACCACAAGCUUUCAAUCGCUGACUUCUUAAAUGCUCUCGAUGGUUGUCCAAAUUUCUGUCAACAGUCACGACUAUUGGGACGGACUUGUAACUCGCAGGGCUGCUGCUGCCAGACAGUCCUUCCGGAUGUCCAAGUACAAAGUCUUUGUGAUGAGGCAUGGAGAAGGAGCCUGGACCAAAGAGAACCGCUUCUGCAGCUGGGUGGACCAGAGGCUGAGCGAGGAUGGGGUCAAGGAGGCUUUGGCGUGCGGUCACCUCCUGAAGGAAGCAGGCUACCAGCUGGAUGUGGUAUUUACCUCCCUGCUCAGCCGAUCCAUCCACACAGCCUGGCUGUUGUUGGAAGCCAUGGGGCAGGAGUGGGUCCCCGUGGUCAGGACGUGGAGACUCAACGAGCGCCAUUAUGGUGCUCUGAUCGGGCUGAAUAGAGCUGAGAUGGCCCUAAACCACGGUGAGGAGCAGGUGAAACAGUGGAGGAGGAGCUAUGACCUCACGCCUCCCCCUAUCGACGAAUCACACCCUUACUUCCUGGAGAUCUACAAUGACCGCCGGUAUUCUACCUGUGACUUGUCUAUAGAGUUUCUUCCGAAGUCAGAGAGCCUGAAGGAUGUCUUAGAGAGGCUCCAGCCAUACUGGGACGGCACCAUUGUGCCGGAGAUCAAACGGGGGAAAUUGGUGCUCAUCUCUGGGCACGGGAAUAGCUGCAGGGCCCUGCUGAAACACCUGGAAGGUAUAUCAGAUGCUGAUAUCGUCAAUGUGACGUUACCCACUGGGACACCCAUUCUGAUUGAGCUGGAUGAGAACUUCCGGCCCACCAAACCCAUGCAGCUCCUGGGAGACCAGAAAGCCAUCCAGGCAGCCAUCAGGAAGGUGGAGGACCAGGACCAACCAGGAUGUCAGACCCCCAGCAUCCGCAACAUCAAGACCAUGUGGGAGAAAGGCAACAUUGUGGGGGCCACAGAAUGCCCCAAAGCUAUGAAUAAGGAGACAGUUGGAGUCAAGAGCAAAUCUGUCACAAAUGCAGGUGUUGGAUGUUAACAAUAUAAGAGGAAAACCCCUCAGGAAGAAGCUCCAACUGACGAAAUGCAAGACUCUACUAUGUGUAUUCAUAACACAAAAUAUCUCCAUAACAACCACACACAAAAUAUCUCCAUAACAACCACACACAAAAUAUCUUCAUAACAACCACACAGGGUUCACGUUAGGUUUUAGGGGGAGGGAGUACAGGUUAUUCAUUUUGGUUGGUAUUCAGAGUUGAGAUCCUCACGUUUAACUCUUACUUUUGUGUAAAUCCUUCAUUGAUGUCAAUGGGAGACAUGCGCCAAAAUUUGAAUACCAUCUCAAAAUACAUAUUAGUACUGUAUUUAAAACCCUUUAUAUUAUUUUAGAUUCUUGAUGAAACGGCUUUUGCACAAUCCCUUGUACGUCCUAAUAGAAUCAAUGCUGUGAAAAUGAAAUUUGAUCAACCACAUUUGUAGGAAAUAAACAUCUGUUUGUCAUGAAAGAUAUUUUAACCA